AAACUCUGUUCGAGAUGUGGUAUCCACUCGGCUCGCUUCCUCUUAGAUCAAAGGUUGGUCCAUCUGCUUUGUCCCCGAAGUGUGGUUUCCCUGAGAUCCCAAGUUUAGGGGAUCCCUCGUGCACGAUUUAUUUACCUAGAUCGUCAGGAAUGGUCACCGAGUGAAGAUUCACAUCCCCUCCUCGUCGCCAAAUGUCGUGGAAUUUUUUUUCCACACACAAGUCAGAGUUAGUUAUCACAAAGUCCAUCUUUAAUUAUAUGAGCUCUAUCACAACCCUGUGACUCUCAGAUCAAUUCAGUGUCUAUCAAUGAAUUCUCUGAGAGAGUCCCUCACACAUUGUUACUGAGAUAGCAAAGACACACAUAUCCAGACAGCAUAGGCAUAAUUUAUCAUUCAGCUUUGUCUCCUAAACUAUGUUAUUUUCUCAAACUCAGAACCAUAAACCAAUCCUCCAUAUCAACAGGCAUAUAUCAAAUCCAUCCUAUCUUGACAAGAUCACAGAGACACACUGACUGGCACACAGACAUUGUGGAGCCAAGAGAUACACGCUUGACCUCUCCCCUCUCUCUGGCCCAAGCAACUUAGUCUUGACAUAGAAUAGAUACUGGAACCCCGCCACAGUAUUAUACAAAAAUAACAUUCUGAUGAGAAGUAACUUACAAACAUAUGAUGAAUAUAAAACAUCUUACCUAUGUUACCAACCAAUUCUGAUUAUUCCCCAACAACACGCUUACCGAAUCAGCGUAUUCGUCAAUGUUGUUGUUUGACGCAAUACGAAACAUAUCCCAGUCCACGUGAUGGAAGCAGUCUUGGAGCGUGGAAUCAGAUUGGUCGGACCAGCGUUGAACAGACCUGAGCGCGGGAGCUUCUUGUUUUAGCUUCUGUCUGUAGGCAGGGAGCAACAAAAUGGAGUCGUGGUCAGCUUUUCCGAAAGGAGGGCGGGGGAGGACCUUAUAUGCGUCGCGGAAGUUAGAAUAGCAAUGAUCCAAGGUUUUACCAGCCCUGGUUGCGCAAUCGAUAUGCUCAUACAAUUUAGGGAGUCUUGUUUUCAGAUUAGCCUUGUUAAAAUCCCAAGCUACAAUGAAUGCAGCCUCAGGAUAUGUGGAUUCCAGUUUGCAAAGAGUCAAAUAAAGUUAGUUCAGAGCCAUCGAUGUGUCUGCUUGAGGGGGAAUAUAUACGGCUGUGAUUAUAAUCGAAGAGAAUUCCCUUGGUAGAUAAUGCGGUCGACAUUUGAUUGUGAGGAAUUCUAAAUCAGAUGAACAGAAGGACUUGAGUUCUGCAGAGGGAAGAUGUGUGUUGAGGAAGAGUGGCGCCAAGUACAAACCAUAUUCUGCUGUCUCUGAUGGCUCAGAAAGUGAACCUGACAAUAGUGAGGAUGAAUUACCUGUGGUGGCAGGUUUUCGUCGAAGACCUCAGAAUCCGAGCCUUGCCCUGAUGGUCAUGCAAAGGAUGAUUCGGGCCUAGUGGGAGUGACAUCUAGCAUGUUUUUGGGUCCACAUAGCCUGUUUAGUUGUUGACAUGCAAAUAGGCAUAUAUUUUCCCAUGCUGUGCCAUAGCCUAAGUUCUCCUCUUUUCAUUACAGAACCACAAUUAGUAUCAGAGAGAGAGAGAGAGUGGUGUUGUGUGUGUGUGUAACAGUAUAACUUUAGACCGUCCCCUCGCCCAUACCCGGGCGCGAACCAGGGACCCUCUGCACACAUCAACAACAGUCACCCACGCGGCCCUUGCAGAGCAAGGGGAACUACUACUUCAAGGUCUCAGAGCAAGUGACGUCACUGAUUGAAACGCUAUUUAGCGCGCACCGCUAACUAAGCUAGCCGUUUCACAUCCGUUACACUCACCCCCCUUUUGACAUCCUCCUUUUCCGCAGCAACCAGUGAUCCGGGUCACGGCACCAAUGUAACAGUAUAACUUUAGACCGUCCCCUCGCCCAUACCCGGGCGCAAACCAGGGACCCUCUGUACACAUCAACAACAGUCACCCACGAAGCAUCGUUACCCAUCGCUCCACAAAAACCGCGGCCCUUGCAGAGCAAGGGGAACUACUACUUCAAUGUCUCAGAGCAAGUGACGUCACUGAUUGAAACGCUAUUUAGCGCACACCGCUAACUAAGCUAGCCGUUUCACAUCUGUUACAUGUGGAUCUUCAUUAAAUCCUUGAACUGGAACAACUGCUUUCUCGUGUUCUGAACGGGCACCUGGUGGUGGUUGCUACCGGCCUACAUUUUUUUAUUGAUCCUUCGAAUUCAUAAACAACCCAUAUUUUACACUGUCCUUUUGAGUUGUGAAUGUCAGUUAUCCAGGGAGAGCAUUUGUGCCGAACCCACUAAGAUUUUCAGAUGCCUAGUUUAUGGUCAUGUUGCAGAAGUGUGUUGGAGGGAGAUUCCGAGAUGUGAGAUGUGUGCAGGAGGGCAUGGGACAAAGGAAUGUGUAGUAUCGGUGGAAAAUCUGUGCGUCCAUUGUGGGGGUGUCCUGUGCGAGAGGUUGAGAUUGCCAGGGUCUCAGGCAGUGACGAGUUUAGAGGAUGAUGGGUCAAGAGUGAGUUGUAGGCCUAGGCCAAUACAGAAUGUUACAAAUUUGUGCUUAAGUAAGAUUCUUACUUUUGCAUUCAUUGCAUUGGUUAUCAUCUGUACUGCAGAAAUGUAACGUAAAUCAUAGAAAAUAGAUUUUGUGGUGGCAGCUGCAGAGAAUUACUUGGGCGUAUUGGAAGUUUUACUGCAGAAGAGUUACAAUGUGUGUUGAACGAAGGACUCCCCUCCUCCCAGGCUGUCAGCCUGGUGUAGAAUCAGUUAGGGGAAAAGUAGUGGAAUAGGGUAGUGAUUUUAUUUAUUAAAUAGUGACAUAUGUGUAUGGUUACUUGGUGGUGCAAGUUUUUCACUUUUGCGUCACAAAAGGUAAGGUGAUUCAAUACACACUACCGCACAGUAGGUGGCAGCAUGCAUUAACUAAAUGUGCGAACGCCAUUAUACCGAAGUAGAAGAAGGAGUCUUGGCUACCUCCCCUUUGUUGGGUGCUGCGCCAUUUCGUGCAGGGUUGGAAACAGCUUAUUUUAGCCGCAAGAAGACGACCGUAGAACUAGCACUAAUGACUGAUUUAGCUGAAAUAUAAGCCAUUUAAAUAUUUAAGCUCCCGUAUAAGUCGUGGGGUGAAGUUCUGCAUUCUGAGGGUGCUGCUGGAGUUGUAGUUUUUGCUGAGAGCACCCAAGACACCUGCCUGCACACACUGGCCUUGCCCUCAGUGUCAAAGAACUGACAGACGACCGCCGUGCACAAAGACGCUAUGGAUCGGUCCCCCACCACCAGUGCCCUGAUGGCCAGCAACGUGACCAACAAGACAGACCCUCGCUCACUCAACUCCCGGGUCUUCAUCGGAAACCUCAACACGCUACUGGUCACCAAGACUGACGUGGAGGCCAUCUUCAGCAAGUAUGGCAAGAUCGUGGGUUGUUCUGUGCACAAGGGCUUUGCCUUCGUCCAGUUCGUCAACGAGAGAUGCGCCCGGGCUGCCGUAGGGGGUGAGGACGGACGCAUGAUCGUGGGACAGGUGCUGGACAUUAACUUGGCCGGAGAACCCAAACCCCACAGGUCAAAGACCACAAAGCGCUCUGCGGGAGACAUGUACAGGUCCGAUUCAAUUCCCACAUUUGAUCUGGACUAUGACUUCCAGAGAGAUUACUAUGACCGAGUGUACUCGUACCCGUCCCGCGUGCCCCCUCCUCCUCCACCCCUGUCCCGAGCAGUGAUCCCAUCCAAGCGCCCGCGGGUCAGCAUGACUGGAGGGGGUAGCCGCCGCACCAAGGCCAGUUUCUCCUCCAAGAGCAGCCAGAGGGCAUCAAGAACAAUGAAAACAGUUGACCUGCAGACCAUCAAGAAGGAGCUGACGCUGAUUAAACACAAAGUAGACUACCUGCUGGAGAGCCUAGGCCGCAUGGAGAAGGACCACGGCAAGAAGUCAGAAGGGAAAGGUGCCAAGCCUGAACCUGGAGCGGUGUCCUCAAUGCAGCACUCCAGCAACAAGAAGGAGGAGAGCAUCAAGAGGGAGAGGGAGAACCAGGAGCUCAAUGACUCUGAGGAGGGGGACCUGCUAGAAGAGGAGGUAAAGAGUCAAGACAGGGAUGAUGAUGAUGACGACGAAGAGGAGGAAGGAGAACAUGUGGAUGGAGACGAUGGUGACAGUGUCAACGGAGAUGAGGAUUCAUAGACAGACGGAUGCACACUUGUACAGACAAACACAUCCACAACUUCCAGUGGGACCUCCGACUCCUAUUUUAAUUCCCACACUAUGAAAUGUCACUCACCUGCCCCCACUACCACCCUUCCAUUGUCCCACAGGUAUAUAUUUUUUCUUGACGCAGUUUAGUUUGUCCCCAUUUCAGCCCCCUCCUAUCAUUGUUAUACAUCUAGCAUUGUCCUGCAGCCAAUUACAUUGGAACUAGCUGUAGGUAGCAAGCAGUAAUGCGUGAUUUGCUGUGCUGCUGUUCCUUUUUUUGACCAGCAGAGAGCAGAAAUGGCAGUUUAUUCUCUGACCUGAGCCACAAGUCAAAUCACCACAUUGGCAUUACUAAUCAAGAGAUGACAACUUUAAAGAUUGGGUUAAGGUUUGAAGAAACGGGCCCACCUGAGUAUGUAUGUUCCUUAUAUUCAUGUUAUUAUUUUUAUACUAAGUUGUACUGUAAUAAAUUGCAAUUAAAUACUCUGAUUAAUGCUUUUUACCACCA
Molecule: messenger RNA, 4716 nt
Organism: Oncorhynchus keta (chum salmon)
Lineage: Eukaryota; Metazoa; Chordata; Actinopteri; Salmoniformes; Salmonidae
Product: heterogeneous nuclear ribonucleoprotein C-like
Exons: 9
Coding region: 3279-4199 (306 amino acids)
Cellular component (GO): nucleus
Molecular function (GO): RNA binding
Source: RefSeq, a predicted model, not a curated record